AUGGUCUCGGGAGUGGAGGCAGUGACUAGUGGUGCUGUUAUGGCCAUCAAAGGCGUGAAAUCUGGUCAGUCCCAAUCAUUGCUAAAGUCUGGGUCAUACUCACGAUCCAAGAGUCAUUCUGAUGGAAAUAAAUGCACUCAUUGUGGGAGUACAAAACAUACAAGGGAUACUUGUUUCAAACUACAUGGCUACCCGGAUUGGUGGCAUGAAUUACAAGCCCGAAAGAAACGGGAUACUCCUGCGAUUGAAGAUAUCCCAGGUCGAGCAGCAGUGGCUACUGCUGACCCUCACUUAUCCCUUGUUCUCGUGGCUGAACAUCCGACUCCAAACACGGAUCAAGGUAAUUGUGGUCAAGUUUUUUGUAGCUCGACUACUCGGAAUGAUGGUGCCUGGAUUAUUGACUCCGGGGCGACAGACCAUAUGACAUUUGAUCCGAAUGACUUCUCCAACGCAACUGUGCCAAGGAGGACUUGCAUUGCCAAUGCCAAUGGGGAUGUUCUCAGCAAGGAGAUUAUUGGGCGUGGUACUAAGAGGAGGGGACUGUAGUACUUGGAUGACUUCAGCCUAGGCCGAGCAAAUCACACGCACCAUCAACUCAGUAGUCAAGAACGGCAAAUUUGGCUAUGGCAUAGGCGCUUGGGGCAUCCCUCCUUUGGCUACAUCCGUCAUCUACUCCCAGGCUUAUUUUCCAGUUUGCAGGCUAUAGACUUUAAAUGUGAUACAUGUAUCAAGGCUAAAAGCCAAUGAGUUUCUUACCCAAUUAGCUUAAAUAAAACUAAUACUCCUUUUGCCUUGAUACACUCUGAUGUGUGGGGACCAUCCCCGAUAACUACUGCCUUUGGGUACCGUUGGUUUGUAAUUUUUGUUGACGAUUGCACUCGAAUGACAUGGCUUUAUCAGCUGAAAACCAAAGCCAAAGUUUUCAC
Messenger RNA from Juglans microcarpa x Juglans regia, 926 nucleotides. RefSeq lists its product as uncharacterized. The record is from RefSeq and is a predicted model, not a curated record. NCBI's taxonomy places the organism in Eukaryota, Viridiplantae, Streptophyta, Magnoliopsida, Fagales, Juglandaceae. The transcript is spliced from 2 exons. Bases 1 to 546 code for a protein of 181 amino acids.